Messenger RNA from Aspergillus ibericus CBS 121593, 781 nucleotides. RefSeq lists its product as uncharacterized. Bases 83 to 625 code for a protein of 180 amino acids. The record is from RefSeq and is a predicted model, not a curated record. The transcript has a single exon. Lineage: Eukaryota; Fungi; Ascomycota; Eurotiomycetes; Eurotiales; Aspergillaceae.
CACUCACAAGACAUUCACCCAUCCACCUCAUGCAAUAAACGAUUCUUCCUCUUUGCUUCUCUAAGUCAGACAAGCAACCACCAUGACUGGCAUCGAACUUCCUCCUUCCUUGAUGCGUCAAGCAUCGCGCACCAACACCCGGGUUCCUCCAAUUGCCCGUCGCGCGGUCUCUCCCUUUCCCUGUCGCAUGGCCGUCCUCUCCCGCGACAAGCUGCAAAAAGAAGCCUCCACGAAAAGCCCCGAUCUGCGACGGUGUCUGGCUCACCACAGCCUCCUGAAUCGCUCGAUUGAAGCCGCCCAGCAGGAUGUGCGCCGCCGAAUGGCCAGCUUCCACCUGGAUGAAGAUGAAGAUGAGGUUACGCCCUAUAACCCACCCGCGGAAGCCACGGCGAUGCCCAUCAUCCGAGUGCAGAUCACCAAUGCCGUGCGGGCAAUGGUCAAGCGUCGCGCGGCGGAUCAGGAGCUGGGAGGCGGGCUGGCCCGUGUCCCCUUCCCAUCCGACAAGGCUGCAUCCAAGCCAAGCACGAGCCGCACGAAAAAGGGGCUGAAGAAUGUGCCACGCGUGGUGUUUGGACGACGUCGCUGGCCACUCUACGGGCCGCUACAAACGGGGAUGGUUAGCUGAUCCCAUGCUCACCACCACCUCACUCGCAUCGAAUACCCUUGUCUUCAACACGACAUAAAUUCCUGCUUCGGAUUAACUGUGAUAUGGAUACCAUGUGCCACGAGAUAUGAUGAUCGCUGUAUAUAAUUACCUUCUGAUCACCUUUUACUACUAUAU